Molecule: messenger RNA, 2811 nt
Organism: Canis lupus familiaris (dog)
Lineage: Eukaryota; Metazoa; Chordata; Mammalia; Carnivora; Canidae
Gene: DYNAP
Product: dynactin associated protein
Exons: 3
Coding region: 335-799 (154 amino acids)
Biological process (GO): activation of protein kinase B activity
Cellular component (GO): plasma membrane; Golgi apparatus
Source: RefSeq, a predicted model, not a curated record
UGAUUUACAUGAAUUACGUGAAAUAAGGAGGACAAGGGUUCAUAUCUGCUCAGAAUCCUGGAGUCAUUUUUACAGCUGAGAUAAUUUUCUGCAUGUUGUUUUUUUGAAGGGAGCAAAUUUUUCUAUUUAUUUUUCCUCAGCAAGCAUAAAUCGUGUACUUUGGGGUUGAAUUUGGAAAUUUUUCUUUGGAUAAUAGAUGACUAUUGCUUUACAUAAUCCAGAUUGAAUAAAUACAGUUAUUAAUUUGACAAAAACCCAGGAUUUUCCAACUUCUUAUCCACCAAGUGAGUAUAGACAUCUCUGGAGUUGCACUUGAGAUAUCAGCCCCCACAGAAUGCACGGCGAACGGCAUCAUGUUGAGGAUGUUGAACAAAGUGCAGUACAGCUGUUGCCCAGAAAUCCAUACUGUUUGAAUGAAGGAACUCACUGUGGUUGUAGAUUGCCUGGUGCGACCCUCCAUCCACAGUGGGUUACAACAAAACCGUGGUCACUCUGGAAAACAUUUCUGGUGUGUCUCUUGGCCUGUCUAAUUGCCACAACUCUUGUUGUUCUGGUCUUAUAUUUUGUCCACUUUGGCAGGCCCACCAACAGUACCACUAUCAUCAUUCACGCAGAUGGAAAGUCAAAUCAUGUCACCUGCAUCCCUGGUUCUCCCCCAUCUCCUGCCUCAUCAACCCUGCCUGGAUCUCCUACCACUGUGGCUAAACAAAGCUCCUCUGCCAAGGUGUCUCCGUCCUCCGUAGACACAACUAAACCAACAACAUUGGACCAUGAAGUUAUCAUUGAAGAGGAAAAAUGACAUUUUUUGAGCCCCUAGCUCUCCUCAAGCUGGAUCAACACCCUAGCCUUGAAGGAGGCAUGUCCGGGUGUCCUCUCUUCCUGUCAAAGAGCUUCCAAAGCAGUUUGGCUUCAUGAGAGCUUCUCCUCUUGCUCUGCUCAUUUGCUAUAUUCCCACAUGGUAAUCACUCAGUUCUUGGUUCCUCCAAUGUUCAAAUGAUUAGGAAAAUUUUUUUUCAACUGAUUCUGAUUGAUCCAUUCAGGCAGGGGCCCAGAGCUUUCUUUGCAUCCCUCCUAUAUAACCACCUUUCUCUUCACAAUGGGGGUUUCAGCUGAGGUAGAGGCUGCCAGGUGGAUCCCCCUCUGCUUUGUUCCCUGCCUGUUCGCUCUUAAGCCAGGAUUUACCCUCUAGUUAUUGCUUAUUUUACAGUCUCAUAUGCUUCACUAUUUUCAGCAUUUGUUUUCCAGUAGGGGGAAGGAAAUCUUCAAUUAUAGUAGUUAAUGAGAAAGAGUCUUAAAAUACCUAUUGGUUAUUGCAGAUGCAUUUCUCUUGUUGGGAAAUUCAGAAAAGAGAUCAGUGAGGUUAGAAAGGAAAGUCAAGGAAGAUUUUGGAGACAAACUAAGAGUUGGAAAAGGGUGAAAAUUUGGACUUAGGUAGAGAUAAUUAAAAUAGAAAAUUGAAAGGUGAAGGGGAUUUAACAUUUAAAAUCAAAAGCACGCUUAGAAACACUUCAGAUGUAGCAAAUGAUAUAUUUUAUAUAUAUGCAUUUUUCACUGAUAUUGUCAAUAUUAUUUUCCAUAUUUGAUAUUUUGCUCAAUAUCUAAAAUACCAUAAACCACUACUUAUAAAAUUUGAACCUUAAAAUUGUUUUGUAUUUUGUACUAUGAUUUUGCUUGCAGUUUGCUGCAUAACACAAGACUUGUUCAAUGUCAUUUAUAUUGAGUGUUUAAUAUUUACUAAAAGCGUACACAUUCAUUCUGGGAAAGACUUCAGAGUUAAAUGAACCUAUCCAUUACACCCCCGAAUCUUCAAACUACAAAAAUGGAAGACUGUCUCAGACAAACAGGCUUCCUACCCAAGGACUCAGCCCUGUGAGAGGACACUAAAGCCUUGGUAUCCAUCGUCCAACUUCUGAUUAUCUUUUGAACACACAUUUUCAGAGGUUCUGAAAGCAUUUUUUUCUUUUCCUAAAGCAAAAGACUUUGUGUUCUAUAUAAUUCUAGUUGAUUUGUUGCAGUCAAUAAGAGGCCAUGUAAAUUAGCAUAGACUUUGAGGCCUUACUGAGUAUCUAGUGUCCAUAAGAUCAGAAAUAUGGUCAUUCCUUACAAAAUUGUUAUAUAUGGACAGUUAGUAUUAUUUCUCAGAUACCAAGAGAUGUACACAUUUGAGUCUCUAAAUAUUAAUUUUAUACCACAAAUAUUUGAUAAUACAAUUUAAGAAUGAUGAGAGUUAUUAUAUACAUUUUAGAAAAGAAAUGUCAUAAAGCUCUAGAUAAGGUUAAUAAACACAAGGGAGUAAAUGUGCAUGCAUUUUCCCCUGUAUGAUUUUAAACCAAUUCAUUUUAUUGUAUUUUUUAUUUAAAUGCUUAUGAAGAAGAAAGACUAAAUUCACUAGGUUCAAAUGUACUUCUUAAUGUGAUUGAAACUUUGUUUUGUGAUAUGAAAGUAAAAGAAAAGAUUUUUAAAAAGGACUGAAAAUAAACUUACUUCUAAUAAAAUUUAAAAAAUAGUUUUCUAUUCUAGAAGCCAAGCUAAGUAACUAGAUGUUGUAAUAAGAGCUGUUGUUAACUUCUUUCACUUUUAUAGAUCUUACAGAAUGGGGUAUGGUAACAUGGGAAGGAUAACUUCUUUAUGUUUAAGAAGAAUCUUAGCAAUGAACUUCCUACAUUAGAUAUUGGGUUGGAGGAUAUUGUAAUUAAAUUAUCUGAGAUCAUCAGGUUUUGGAGCUUUGUAAAACAGAGAUAUGAAUGAGCUCUUGGGUUCUUUUUUUUUCCUUUAGAUUUUUAUGGUUUAAUAAAAUAUUAAAAUAGUAAA